UCAUCUUCCCCGGUUUUUUGGCAUUUCUAAUUCCAUCACUUCAAACUUUCCUCGACUGCUCAUUUGCCACUCUCUGCUCCUCACUCUAACCCUAACUACUCUAAACCCACACACGUUCCACUGAAUCAUCGCUGCUAUCCAUUCCAAAUCUUUGAGGAAAAGGAUAAGUUUUAUGGUGGAAUGUCAUUGUACGAGAAUACUCUCCCGUUGGAGGACACAGUCGCCCUCGACAGCCCCAUUAGAGAAUACGGGCUGCAGAGUAUUGAUAUGAACACUCAGGUUUCGGAUGGAUGUGAAUCAGCUCAACAAUUGGGUGUUCAGAUGAAUGAUUCCUUUGAGAAAGGCAUAGUGCUUGAUAGUGAUGAUGAAGGGGAGAAUCGAUAUGAGGCUGGAAGUUCAGCGAAUGAGUGCUGUGGUGCAACUGGAAGGCUUUCUGGCAGGGGUGGUGGUAUAGUACUGCUGAGACGACAGCAGGCUCCAGCAGAUUAUUUCCGGAGGCUUAACAAGGUUAAGAAGCAUGUGUUAGGUCGUCUUGAUUCAGAUAUAAGUGGAAGGAGUGAUGAAGAAACUGCUGCUGAGAGGAUUGGUCCCGGUAAUGAUUAUAGAUUUCAAGAACAUCAUGUGGCUGUGGAGAGGGUCUUCGCCAGUUCAUCAGAGCAAAAGCUAGUUCCAAUGAAACCAGUAAAUACAGAGGAAAAAUUACUCAAGGUAACGUUGUCCCCAAAAGAGUCCAAGUACAUGGAUGUGGGGAAGGAUACAAAUUAUGACAGUAAGCGCGCGGAGUUGAAUGCAUCUUCACAAGUUUCAGAGUCACGAGAUAAGGCCCUGCGGUUUGUAGAAAACUACCUUUCAGUUUGUGAUUUGGGCUCACAGAAACACAUCCCAAGUAGAAAGACAGACAUGAUUAAAUCACCUCCUUGUUUGAGAGUAAAAGGUGCUCAAAGCUUGGCUAGGAGACUAACUCUUGAAUCAACUGCUAGCAAGUUAGCAACUUUUGACUGGGCUGAUAAGCAUAUUGAUGAGACUGAGUACGCCUCACCAAGACUGGGUGAGGAUUCAGCCUUUGAAUAUAUAGGCGACAAACCCGGUUCCAUAACUGUUAAUCAAGAUUCUACCAAUGUUAAGUUGCAAAAUGAGAUCUCCAAUCUUCAGUCAGGAGAGAAGUUGCCUGAAAAUAUGUCAAUUCCAAAUAAUUUAGAUACAGUUUGGUUGAGCUCCCACGAGUCAGAAAAAGUAGGAUCAAAUCCUGGAAUGUUCAUUGCACCUGAUUCCAUGGAGUUGGAUGAGCAGCUUGAUGCUGAAAUAUCAAGGCAGAAUGCGGAGAAUGUGGAUCAAUUAAGGCUUACACCAGAUGAGUUAUGCAUUGGUCUGGACACUCAAAUGGCUGCUGAAGCUAUGCAAGAAUUAGUACAUGCAAGUCCUCCAAGGGUUGAUGCUUGUGUCACUCAUCAAGGUUCGAACAACCCACUUUUGAACUCUUCUAAUGUGUUAAAUAAUGAGAGUAAAUCAAAUGGGGCCAGUGUCAAAGUGGCUUUUGUAGAUUGGAUAUGCAAAGAGAAACGCUCAAAAACUAUGAAAAAUUCUUUUUUCCGCGACAGAACUUCAUGUAGGGUGGCUGCAAAACGAGAUAAGAACCAGCUGAAAACUGUUUCUCGACCUCGGGUACGCAAAAGUUUGACGACCAAGAAAUUGAUGGCUGAGGAGCUCUUCAAUGACAGUACAAAAAUGACAAUAAAUGGAAAAACUGCAGCACCUUCGAGAAUCACUCUGCAGCAAGAGGAAUAUGGAAUUGCUGAAAAAUGUAGCUUUAAAGAGUUUCAGAAACUUAAUCGUGCAUGUAGCAGGCGUCCAAAUGAGACUGCUGAUGCUAUCAAGUAUGACCCCCCUGCGAAAGGAAAAAAGAUAAGCAGUAGCUUUCGCAAAGGUUCACAAAAAAGAGAUGUAAGUCGGACCUGCCUGAAGUCAAAUUCUGGUUCAUCUCUUGAAGUGGUUACAGGCACUGCAAAAGACAAAGAAAACUCUUAUCCGGAUGUGGCUAAUACAACUCUCUCAUGGUCAAACCCAUGGGUCUAUCCAAAGGGGAAAAGAACACGUGUGUUCACACCGCACCAUACAGUUAGCUUAAGAAACCAAAGUUUUGCAUUUUCCUCAUCUGAUAUUAAUCUGAAAAAGCUAGCUGUAGAGGAAACAGUAGGCAGGGUGGCAAAGCUUAUAGUCCAGAAGAGGCGGCAGAAAGUGUCAUUAGGGAGGGAACAUGCAGGAAGUUCUAUAAAGUUGGCUAUUGAUGUAAGUUCACCUGUUACUGAUAGUGCAGUUCCAGGGAGAGAAGUAAAGAUUCCUGUUGAAUCUGAUUCCAAUAAACCAGUAAAGCAUAAUGAAACUGCAAAUGAUGCCUUAGUUCACAUGAAAGUAGACUUAUUGUCAAAGGGGCAAUCAGCCAAAAGAAAACGAUUAUCAUUGAGCCCUCUUUCAAGAUCUCCCCUAAUGAAAGAGCUUACGAGAUUGGGUUACCCUGAUUCAAUGCCUGAUUUUCUGCCAAAAGAUUCAAGAAGAAGAAGAGCUACAGAGAAAGUUUGUGUUUUGUUCAGCCAGAACUUGGACACAAGCAAACUUAAGCAGCAGAAAAGGAUUGUAACACGAUUGGGAUUUUCAAUCGCAUCAUGUUCCUCUGAUGCAACACAUUUUGUAGCUGAUAGAUUUGUACGGACAAGGAAUAUGUUGGAAGCCAUUAGUCUUGGCAAACAUGUGGUGACACAUUUAUGGCUUGAGAGCUGCGAACAAGCUGGCUAUAAUGUUGACGAAAAGAGUUACAUCCUCAGAGAUGAGAAAAAGGAGAAAGAAUUUGGUUUCAACAUGCCUGUUACACUCAUGCGUGCCAGUAAGCAACCACUUUUGAAGGGCCGCAGAGUCUUGAUCACCCCAAAUGUGAAACCUGGUCUAGAUGUUAUAAACAGCUUGGUCAAGGCAGUUCAGGGAGAGGUGGUCCAAAGAAUACUGAAAGCCAAAAAGGAUCAGCUGAUUCACAAUGAUGUAUUAAUCCUCUCCUCUGUAGAAGAUUAUACAAUUUGCUUACAAUAUCUCCACAAAGGAGCUUCCAUCUAUGACUCAGAGCUUUUGCUGAAUGGUAUUGUAACCCAGGAACUGCAAUAUGAGAGAUAUAGACUUUUCAAAGAUCGGAAGGAGAAUGGCCAUUGAUCUCUGUAAUCAUUAAGGGCAAAUGGUGAUCAUGUAUUAUAGUAAUAUGUAAAUGGCAAUAUAUCCCAACUCAUAUGCCUGAAUCCACAGGAGGAUCUGAUGUGUACCUCUUUUCAUGCUUAUUAAUGGCUAGUUUUCAGUGUUCAAUUUUGUGAUUAUUAAAAAAAAAUUAACUGACUGAAUUAUUAAUUAAGAAUUUUUUUUCUCAAAA
Salvia splendens (bonfire salvia) is the source of this 3406-nucleotide messenger RNA. RefSeq lists its product as uncharacterized. The transcript is spliced from 8 exons. The record is from RefSeq and is a predicted model, not a curated record. Lineage: Eukaryota; Viridiplantae; Streptophyta; Magnoliopsida; Lamiales; Lamiaceae. The coding region runs from base 181 to 3195 and encodes 1004 amino acids.